AUGGUGAUCCAACAGGUGCACAGCAGGGGGCGAGUGGCAGCUGAGAGAAGGGGAGGUCACUCUGAGGACAAGAAACAGACACUGUUGGCGUUGCUGAUCUUGGUGCUAUAUGUGGGCACAGGAAUAUCAGGAAGAAGUUGGGAGGUGUCAGAAAGAAUCAGAGAAUGUAACUACGUCCAGAAUCCUAUGACUUCCCAGGUGUUUGAAUACCAGACCAAUGACCCCUCAGAAGAGCCAAUCAAGGUCAUCAGGACCUGGUGGAAGGAGAACUUGCAUGUUUUCGUGGAGAAGCUAGAGAAAGGGGUGCGAGACCUGGAACAGCUGGUGCAAGACCUGGAGGAGUGGCUCGAUGCCCUCCUGGGAGACGGGUACCCAGAGGAGCCCAGCGCCACCCUCAAAAAUCACUUGUGA
Molecule: messenger RNA, 411 nt
Organism: Globicephala melas (long-finned pilot whale)
Lineage: Eukaryota; Metazoa; Chordata; Mammalia; Artiodactyla; Delphinidae
Gene: SMIM23
Product: small integral membrane protein 23
Source: RefSeq, a predicted model, not a curated record